This is a messenger RNA of Epithele typhae, 1329 nucleotides long. RefSeq lists its product as uncharacterized. The transcript has a single exon. The record is from RefSeq and is a predicted model, not a curated record. Lineage: Eukaryota; Fungi; Basidiomycota; Agaricomycetes; Polyporales; Epitheliaceae. Bases 1 to 1329 code for a protein of 442 amino acids.
AUGCCCAUACUCCCUCCGGAGCUCCAAGACUACAUCCUCGACUUCCUUGCAGCAGACAAGCCCACUCUCCGCCAGUGCGCUCUCACCUCCAGGAACUGGCUUCCACGGGUCCAGCAUCUUCUUUUCCGCUCUAUCUACAUCGACUGGUCCAACUGCAAUACUUUCACCCGCCUCCUCGACGCUCAUCCCGACCUCGCCAUCCACAUCGCCACGCUCGAGAUUGAGGGUGCGUUUGGCAUAUUCUCCAAUGACCGCCUUCAUAAUGCCACCCUCGAUGCUUGGUUCCGCGCAUUGCCUCCAUCCUUCCCAACUCAGCUCAGCAACCUCACAAAACUCGAGCUCGCCCUCGUUUCCCUCGACGCUGAGCUCAUACACGGCGUCCUCAGCCGCUUCCCCAAUGUAUCCCACCUCAGCCUUUGGGCCUGCAAGCUCUCCGGCUUCGCCUUAUUCAUCGACCUCUUCAUCUCCUUGGCCCGCCUCACCUGUCUCAGUAUUUCCUUCACCCACGAAUGGGAAACAGGGGCGCGCCCUCUCCCUCUCAUUCCGCUCGUCGCCGCGGACUCCACACCGCUCCCUGCGCUCACCACCGUAGAGCUCUCCAGCGAUUGCGACAAUUUUUUCGUCCUUCGCUGGCUCAUUGCUCGCCGCCUCCACCACUCAAUCGUCCACCUUUCGUGCGCCGGCGUGCCGUGGCCCUCCCUCUACAGCCUCGCUGAAGUUCUCGCCGUGCUCGCGCCAACCCUCCGCACCCUCCGCAUCGGCUUCCGCGACCAUCACGGCCCCGCUGCGAACCUCGCCGUGGAACCCGCGCCCGCCCCUGUGGCACCCGCCGGCGGAGGCGUGGGCGGCGCAACCCGCUCCGAUGGCCCUGGCGGCCGUAGCAGCGGGGACAGCCGCGGCGCCUUCAUCCCGCUCACCGCGCUCGAGUCCUUCACGCUCGACGUGCACACGACGCGGCUCGCCGCGGUUCCCUACACCCUCUUCCUCCUUGCGCGCCUGCCCGCGCCCGCGCUCCGCACGCUCGCCUUCGCCGUCUACUGCGGCGAGGCGAACACCGCCGCGCUCGUGCCGUGGCCGCGGCUCGCGGAGGCCGCCGCCGGCGUUGCGCGCGCACGCGCCCCGCUCGAGCGCGUCGUCGUCCGCGUGCUCGAGCGGGAGCGCGAAGGCGGCGCGCUCUUCGAGUCCACGUUCCCCCCGCGCGCCCAGCCCGCGGUGGACCUCGCGGAGAUGGAAGGCGCGGCCCGGGCGGCGUUCGGCGCGCAGGGGCUCGACGGGCUCGUCGCGUUCGAGCAGGGGAAGUACAGCGACAUCGGCCAGCAGUGGUGUUAA